AUGAAAUACGCAAUUCGGCACAAAACGACAUAUUCUGCGUUAAGUGAUCUGUUAGGUUUAGUCGCGCUUCACCUACCAAAUAACAGCAAAAAAGACCACCUGAAGUCAUUGUAUUUUUUGAAAAAAGCAUUUUCUUCAAAACUGCACAAAGAUGAGAUGGUUACGGUAAAUGAAUAUUGUCCAGAUUGUUCAAGUCCGUUUGAUGAUGACACGAAAAACGCCUGCGAGUGUUGCGGGAGAGCCAAAAGCAAACAGGACAAAAAUUACUUUUUAACGUUGGAUAUUGGAGAACAAAUACAGAACAUGUUUGCAGGUAAGCUUUUAUUGUGAACUCUAGAUGUAAUUUAUUUCUGUUUCAUGCUAUUAAUUGUGCCACGGGAUUGUGCAUAAGCACAAUAUAACUUUUCACUGAUUGGCAGUGGACCUAUUCUUUGCACUGGACUGACUAAGUGAGGGCAGGAAUUUAAUUAAUCUAGGGGACUGAGGCAGGUUUUAUUUUAAGUUUUUAUAUAAAAUGGCGAUUAGAACAUUGAUAUUUUAUCAAAUAUUUUAUAAACUUUCACAAGCAUUUUAAAACUGAAUACGAAAAACAGAAAAAUCAUAUAAAGAAAGGAUACAAAGUCAAAAAAAAGUUCCUUGGAGGAGUAUCCUUUAAUCAUAGACAUAGACCUUUUAGUUUUAUAUAUAUACAUAUAUAUAUAGAAAUAGUUCAAAACAUACCGAUAACCGAUUGUGAAAUCAAAUUAAAUAAUUUUUUUAGUUUAAUUAACAUAGCUUAAGAUUGAUAGAAAUGGAUUCAAGUACCAUUUUAUGUGCUGAUCAGUUCAUAUUUAAGGCAGAUAAUAUAAUUAAUUUAUAAUUAAGUCAGCCUCAGGCCCUGCACAUGCCUGAAACCUGGCGAAUUGCUUUAAAAUAAUAUAAUUUUUCUCAACACAUUCAGUCAUGAGGGAAUGAGGAUUUAAAGUUUUUAAAAUAAAUUAAUUAACUUAGAAUUUAAACAUACACAGGUCUAAUUUAUAAUUAUAAUAUCAAUUAAGUUGUGGGUUUCGGUGAACAACUGAACAUGGUUUAUGUAUUAUUGUAUGUAUUAAAGUAUUUUAGUAUAAUUACAUAGGUGAUUAUUGAAAAUUCUCCACGCUGAUUGGUUACCGUUGAGGUGAUUAUUACGCGAUAAUCACCUAAGCGAUUUUAAAAAUGGCGGCCGAAGCCAUUUUGUCAAUUAAAAGACGAAGAAAUGUGCAUUUUUUUAUUCCAAAUAAUCGCCUAUGAAAUUAUACUAAAACAAUUAUUCACCUCAGGCUCGGUGAUUAUCGUGAAUAAAAACCUCGACUUCGUCUCGGUUUUUAUUCACCGAUAAUCACCUCGCCUUCGGUGAAUAAUUGUUAAAUAUUCUUUUUACUGUUCUGAAAAUGCACACAAGGCCAUCACAUUUAAUAUCCACACGCCCCUGUGGACUAAUUCACUCACAGAUUUUAGACUUCUUCAGAAACAGUGAUACCAAAGCCUUUAGGAAAUUCUCUAUAACACCUUCAGAAAUUCUUCUUAUCCCUCCUGGAAUCUUGCCAUUUUCCCCCUUGAUUCCUUUCGAAACUACAUGAACCAUUAUUCGGUCAUUCCUGCAAAGAUCCACACUCCCCCCACAGAGAAAAUUUCUGCCGUCUGGAGAGGGAGGGGAGACAAAAUUGUUUCUGAUAACAGUAAAUGUAUUAGGAUAUCCAAAGGGGGUAGGGGGGUUAACUUCCAAUAUCCUCCUGUGGGGGUGGUAUGGAUGUUUUCUGGAAUGAACCAUUGACCCCAUACAGUAUUACGUCUAAAGAAAUUUUCAGUAAUUUUGUUACAACCACCUCGGAUAUUGCGAUUUUCAAGAUCCCUUUGAGAAACGUGGAUUUUUUUACUCCCUUGGAAAAUUUUGUCCACAUGCAGAGGAGUGUAAUAAUUAGCUAUUAAAUGGAAUGGCCCACAUAAUAAUAUACUUUUGGCCCUACUGUGAGUACAUAUAAAGUAAUUUCUUCUAAAUUAUUAACCAUAAUUAAUAAUAUAUUAUGAUACUGUAUUAUAAUUAUUAAUUUAAAACCUGUAAACCUUCUUUCUUAAUAGAGAGUGACUUUGUCAAGGAAAUUGAAUAUGGUUUUGAAGAAAGAGAACGUGUUCAGCAGCAGUUGAAUUCAGAUCCAGCAACAGAGAGAGAAUGGCAUGAUAUUAUGGAUGGUGACCUCUACAGAAACCUGCUUAAACCAUUUGGAUUCCUUGACAAGAGACACAACCUUUCGAUUAUGUUUAAUACUGAUGGAGUUCAUGUCUUCAAGGCUUCGCGUGAUGAAAUAUGGCCAUCAUUGGUAGUAAUCAAUGAACUUCAUCCAUCUGUUAGGUAAUUUACCCAUUACUGUACUUAUACAAACUGUCAAGCACAAGUAUUUAUUUUACAAAUAAUCCAUCCUAGUACUUAUAGCGACUUAAUCAGUUACGGUAUACUUUCUAGCAUAUGAAGGGUCUAAUUGCUCAACACAUUGAAGUUUCAUGUUUAUUUUUAGUUUUGUAUGUCCUACAGGCAAUAUUGUACAAUGUCAGUUGUUACAUUUCUUGGCCCAAGGAGAUACUAAUUGACCUGCAGGAUUUAAUUUAACCUUACGAUAAAGGUGAAAAUGGGUGGAGUCCGAGAAGUGCUGGCGAAAAAAGGCCUGAGGAAAAACUAGUCUAAACAAUGUGCUGCUCACUUAGCUAAUUGUUAUUUUUAAACUUAACAUUUGUAGGCUAUCAAUAACUAUAUGAUAAACACUAGGAAUUGACAAAUUGACCUUGUUAAUUUUGUCACUUUGGCCAAUAUAUUCAGCAACCAAUCAAAAGAAUUGCCACUAAAAUAUGAUAGCCAAUCAUAGCAGUCCGGCCGAAAUCUGGAUGGUCACCACAAAAUGCCACAUUGUUUAGACUAGUUUUUCCUCGAUCAGGCCUUUAUUUUCUCACCUUUUUUCCGCAUGUCUCUCCUCUGCCCAAUUUUCACCUUUUAGUGUUAUUAAGGUUGAAAACAAUAAAGGCUUCAGACAUUAAGGUUUAAAUUAAGUUCUAAUCUAAUUUGCCAAUCACAUUUAAUCCAUUCCAUGCUAAUAAGUUAUAAUUGAAACCUUGAAAUUUAGAUGCUCAUUGCAAACAUUUGAACUAGCUUUCUCAAUAAAUUAACAUUAAAUUUAUCUGUAAUUUACCCUUAUAAAUGUAAACAAUAGUUUAAUCUCCUCUGGCCAAGAAAUUUGUUUAACCCAUUGAGUUGUUAGGCACAUGCAUUAAUUCUCCCGCUGACAAAUAAAAUCAUCUGGCUUUAGACAGCGCUAGAGUAAAAUAAUCUGGUGUUAGACAGUCAGUAUAAAGUAGGGUGCACCAGUUGUCACAUGUUUCCACUUAGAGUGUUAAUUUAAAGAACACUGAUAACUGACAAAAUGUAUUAGUUCAGUAAUUCAAAUGUAAUAAUAUAAUGUAUUUUUAUGCAAUUCACAGGCUUAGCACCAAGAGGAUGGUACUUGCAGGUAUUUGGUUUGGACCAAAAAAAACCUCAAUGCCAACUUUUCUACAAUCCGGGCCAAAACUCAUAUGGACACUUAAUCCACUUUUGCAAAAAUCAUAACAAACACCUAAAACUUGAAUUUACUUGCACAUCCCCCACUCCCCCUCUUCAAUGUUGCAUAUCCGACUUAGCCACACUUCGUAUUUGAUGAAAAAUCCCAUUCAACAUUGGCUUGGGGGAGCGGGGGGAUAAUUAUUUAGAAAAACACCAUUUGAGGCCAAAUUCUGUGGGUUGUCCACAACGUUUUGUCCAGGAUUGUCUGAAAAAUGAUGGGCAUGGAGAAGCGCUGUUUUAUCACUUGUUAUUUAACAUUUGACAUGUCUGAUGAGACUAUAACGCAUACCUAUGUAUUCUACGUUUUUGUUAUACAGUUUGAUCGCUAAUGACGUCACUAUUAGCAAUUACGUCACUUCCGGAUGUUGUAAAUAUAAGCUAAUUUGUGGGAAGCGUGCGUAAAACCAACUAUACUGAAUAGGUGCGAGCAUAACUUUUUCUCAAUCUUAUACAUGAAAGGUACACCGACUUUACUGUUCAGAUACAUAGCCAAGGAGCGCAUUUAGGCUUUAACAGGAGAGAAAUUGACAGUACAGAAAAUUUUCAGUGUCAUAUUUACGGAGAUUCAGUACGAUUCCAGAACGUCUCAAGACUCAAGCUAUGUAGCAAUUACCUUAUUCCAUGGAAUAAAUUAUUGUAUUUUUGCAUAUUUACUGAUUUUAACGACCCUUGUAGUUUUGAACAGCCUAUAUUUUUAUACACAGCCCUAAUAUAUUACUCGCCAAUGACAAGAACCAUGCAAUAUGAAACUGGAAAAGCUUCAGUACUCAAAAUGAAAUAUAUCAUGUUAACCUUUUUCGCCAUUUGAAAGGCAAUAUAAUUUGACAUUGAGGAUUCUUAAUAUUUCCAAAGAUAAGUGUCUAUCAUAAACUUGUAUGCGAACUCGAUCCAACUACAGCCAUUAAAUACAUACAAUACUUGUAAAUAUUAUAUUACAAUUGGCGUUUGUCAAAUAAUGAAAUAUUGCCUUACACUUUUCAAUACUGUGCGCCGACUAGCACGCCAGCACGGUCUACAGUAACUUCGGACUUGAAUUAUACACAAUUGCUGCAUUGAAAUGUAACGAUUUCUUCUUUGGGAACUACCUAUACAUAUUAUACUUGUUUUUAAAAUGUUUUCGUAAUUUACACAGUAGAGAAAUAAAAAGUUACCACGGUCUACAUAUUAAAAGUAGCUCUUUGAAUAUAAUAGAUCAUAGCUCAUUAGUAUUCAUGAAAAUACGAUUUUUGUGUGUAGACCGUGGCGAUUUUUAAGGCAUAGCUGAUUUUAUAUGUUUUGCUGCAUACUGGUGCAAAACGUAAUUGGACAAGCCUUUUAAUCUAUAUUUUAAUCGAUUGCGCACUUAUAUACUUCUAAAAUCACUCCAAAAAAAGGUGUAGACCGUGUUUCGAGCGUUGAAUAUUAUGUUACACAUUACGUCACUCGAUCGGAAAGUAUAACAUAUCAACUUAACAAUUAUAGCAAAGCCCUGUAACUUAAUAUAUAAUUCAGAUGUUUAGUUCCUGCCUUAAAUCAUGUAUAGUUUUCUGUCAAGCAUUGUAUUCAGCAAGUUUCAGAUGCACCUUGAAAUUGCACUGUCAGAAGGAAGCUGUAAUAUAUGGUUAAAACAGACAAACGUACUAGCAUAUAUCGUAGGCAGCAAGACUUGCAGUUAACGAAUUAUAAUACUUGUAUGAAAGUUGCCAUUUAGUUGUAUAAAUUUGAUUCUCAAGCACUUCAAGAAUGCAUAAACAAACUUGGAACUAUAUAUAUUCCUGUCAUUCUCGUCACAUAAUUAUUCCUAAAAAUUAGGCUCGUGGGCGCAUUUUUUGGUUAGGAAAUCUGUUCCUUACCGGAUAAUUUUUUUUCAAAAGAUGAACAGAAAUGGAUUAUUUAGAUGCAAACAAGCGCAAUUUUACUUACAAAGCAUAUUUUUUUCCGUUUGGUGUCAUAUUAGAUACAAAAACCGUCUAUUAUUUUCUAUAGUGAUUUUCAGACAAUCCGGGCCAAAACUCAUGUGGACACUUAAUCCACUUUUGCAAAAAUCAUAACAAACACCUAAAACUUGAAUUUACUUGCACAUCUCCCACUCCCCCUCUUCAAUGUUGCAUAUCCGACUUAGCCACACUUCGUAUUUGAUGAAAAAUCCCAUUCAACAUUGGCUUGGGGGAGCGGGGGGAUAAUUAUUUAGAAAAACACCAUUUGAGGCCAAAUUCUGUGGGUUGUCCACAAACAACGUUUUGUCCAGGAUUGUAGCUCCAUUCCGAUCCCAAGUUAAUAAUCUUAAACUGAAUGGUAAGUAAUGUAUGUUAUUACCUGUAUAUUAAUGCUGUGUGGGCUCAGCUGAGAGGGGGAGGUGGCAGCAGGGGUCAUUUUCUCCUGGGCCCUCAACUCAACACUCUUUACCCUGACGAUUAGUCUGAAAGCUUGAUCAAUUAUAUUCUUUUUUAUUCUUUAUAAUUUGACUUUUAAUUAAUAACGAAGUUUAAUAAACCAAUAUUUUCUACUUUAUUACUGUAAUUACCUCCGACGACAAGCCCCCCUCUCCGCGAAUAUAAGCUAGCCCACCCGAAUAUUAAGCCCCCCCCCCCAAAUAUACAGUAAGCCCCCCAAAUAUAAGCCCAGUAGCCCAAUACGUUAUUCAACAUUGACAUUGUCUUUUAAAGCAGAGAACGAUAUUUAAAAACAUUGUCAUUGUCUUGAUAGCCAAGGUCUAUGUGAAUCAAAGCGUAUUAUUAUUAAAUAACACAUGUUUAUUUUCCUGUUUAUGACUAACUUGUUUAUGCAUGUCCAACUUGUUUAUUACUAACACAAAAAAUCAUCCAUGCAUUAUUCCCCCCCCCCCCGUAUAUAAGCCCCCCUUAUACUCAGGGGGAAACUGUAUUUGGUGUUUAAUUAAUACAUUUUACUUGUAGGUGUACCUGUGUCUUCAAAUGGUGAAAGCUUUGUAUGCCGUUUAGUUUGCUUGUUGGGAACUGCAGAUUUACCAGGCAAAUCCGCAUUGCAAGGUUUUUCGCAAUUUAAUGGAAAGAAUGGUUGUUCGUUCUGUGAAUGUGAGGGUGAAGUAGUAGCUGUUGGUCGUGGGCAUAGUCGAACUUACCCAUAUGUUCCAGGUCUAAACAACUUGCGUACAAAAGAAACAACACUUCAGGACGGAGAACAAGCUCAGCAACUAGGUUCUCCAGUAAGUAUAGUUUGAAAAAGGAAAUUCUCUCUUUAUUUCCUUUUACAAGGCUAAUUAUGCACAUUUCCUGCAGGUUAUUGCUUGUACGGCUGUAGCCAAAUUAUUUCAAUCAACUGACACUACUAAUUAUCACUUCAGUACUAGGAAUGAAAGAAGAAUAGAACCAAUUACAGUAUUAGGCCCCAGUGGGCCGAAUACUGUAAUUGGUUCUUAAUUCUUCUUUCAUUCCUUAGGAACUGAAGUGAUGAAAUCAACCUGGAAUGAAAAUUGAAAUUGUCAACAUGUUUACACGAGAUUGGUACGAAAAUCACAAAAUUUUCAAUUUAUUCCCCUUGCCAGGCAAUUUUCUUUUUUAGAUGGCUUAAUUUGUUAACAUGUGUUGUUCCAAUGUUAAGGUUUAACAGCCGAGACUGGUCUGAAAUGUAUUUGUAUUUACAUUCAAUAUUCCAGUAUGAAUUCAUGCUGGUCUGAAGUUAACCUUCGAACAGGUUCCCUUUGCAGGCUAAUCUGAUGUCAGUCAGGCGUCGGCUCAGUCCAGGAGGCAUUCCGACUUGAGAUCCGAUGAGUUAUUUUCGUCCCAGUCUCAUGUAAACAUCUAUUAUAAAUAAUACUAUGACGAGUUUUGACUUUGUUCCGGUCUCAUGCAAACAGGGCCCUACUCCUAUUCUAUUGGACUUAAGUGUCGGCCCAUUGAGCACUAGCUAGCAUUCUCCCCUCGACGAGCAAAAUCGUCUGAUGUUGGACAAAGUAAAAUAUAAAAAUUAAGUGGGGCACAUCAUUACAUUGAUUUUAAAUUGUUCUUUAACUCAAUACGGUGAAGAAAUUGAAUUGAUUUUACUAUUUCCUGGCUUGUUUUACAAAUUAUUACAUAUUAUACAUAGUCGUACAGUCUAUAUGGCUGAAAAAUCAACCAAAAUGGCGUCGAUAGCAAUUAACUACUGAUACUGAGUAUUGUACUUUUUUCCAUGUAGGUUUGCGGAGUCAAAAUGGUGUCACAACUAUGUUUAGUUGAAGGUUUUGACAUCAUCCGUGGUAUGCCGGUCGAUUACAUGCAUGGUGUAUUGCUGGGAGUGGUCAAGAAGCUAUUCUCCUUUUGGUUUGAACGAAAACACAAAAAUGAAAAGUACUAUAUAGGUACUGUAAAUAAUCUAAUUACUGUACUGGGUGUUAAUUAAUUAUCAGCCAUCGUACAGCAGUGGAACAGUUGAUUCCUAGUCGAAAGAAAUUUUGCAAAUUUGGUCAUUUUGCCGAAGGACAUUAAUAGCAGAAUGGACAAUUUAAUGAAUAGACUUUUCCCAGAACAGGCAUCUAGUCUUUGAAGUGACAACUUGCUGGAUGUUAUUUUCACAAAAUAAUUCUUCCACAUUGUUUUCCAUUAACCCAUUGAGUGCCACCGCUGUCCCCUUGAUGAGUAAAAUAGUAGGGGGCAUUUUUGCGAAGUGGGCUGUAACCGUACAAUGCAACUUUAUAAAAUUUGGUUAAGUUUGUUAACUCAGUUCUCAGCUCCCAGAGAAGAAAUCAACUCUUUCUGACCUGAAUUCACAUGUCCACCGGACAUUAGCAACAAUUUUCCACAUGGAUAAUGUGUGGGUGUAGUGAAUGACCCAUUUGGCUAAAUGUCCAUUCUGCAAAAUGUCUAGGUACCUGUGAAAACUCUUCCAAUGUACUGACCAUAAUUUAGAUUGCGAGCGGUCCCUCCUUUCCAUGGGUUUGACUUCACGGGCGUGCGAGACUGCCGACAACACAUCAAGAAACGAAGUAAUCCCCCUUGUGUGGGCAACGCAUGUUUCUGCGGCACUGCUCGCGGUCUAAUCAUAAUUGUAUGUGCAUAUAUAGGGUAAAUAACUAGCAACUCUUUACUCAUAGUGCAGUAAUAUACUAAUAUUUAACAAUUAUUCGCCGAAGGCGAGGUGAUUAUCGGGGAAUAUUCACCGAGACGAAGUCGAGGUGAAUAUUUCCCGAUAAUCACCGAGCCUGACGCGAAUAAUUGUUUUAGUAUUUUUGUGUUUUUUGGCACUGAAUUUAUCUUAAUUUCGCUUAUUUCUUUAUCAGUAUAACGUCCACAAAACGGCUUGGCCGCCAUUUUGAAAAUUUCGAUUUUGUUAUAUUCACCUGUAGGUGAAUAUAACAGCUUAAUACGUCAAAUUUGACCAAUCAGCUUGUAGGAUUUGUUAUGUUCACUUGUGCAAAAAUACUAAUAGUACUUAUUAUACACUCACGCGCACCUAACCAAUCAGUAAUCGUUGAGAGGGUCACGUGCCGAUCCAAUAUUUUACAAUAUUGGACAGGAACCUAUUGGACUUUUGAGAAUCGUGACUUUUUUUAUGGUUUUUCAACCCUUUUCAGAUGUUUUGUUUGAAACAGCCUCGAGCUUUAAUAGUAAUUUUUUUUCGUUAAAAUUGGGUCAAACUUCCUUUAAACAUGCAUGGAAUUGAGAUUAUUUAUAUACACACAUACUUGUAAAAACAAGUUUAUUAACUUUUUGUUUAGUUAUUUAAAAAUUUGCCACUGAUAUAUGUAACAGUGUUGUCGUUGACGUUGUAUUUAAUAUUCUGGCUGUAUUAUUUUAUCGCUUAUUGACAUUUUUUUGUUAUAGAAUUGUUUUGUUCUAUAUAAUAAAACUCUUAUUGGAUUCAUCUUCGUCCAAUAUGGCGAAAUAUUAAGUCUCGACAUCAAUAUUAGGCUCGACCUUUGGUCUCGUCCAAUAUUGAAAUCUCGACUUGAUAUUUUGCCAUAUUGGGCUCAGAAGAAUCCAAUAAGAUAUAAUAUGUAAAUUAAUUGUAUACAGCACUCUGAUCAUGACAAUUUUUUUUAGGAAAUGACAUGCCAACUUUGGAUACACGCCUGGCAAACUGUAAGCCACCAGACUUUAUAUCCAGAUUACCGAGAAGCCUAGUAAAAGACCGAAAAUAUUGGAAAGGUUUGUUCAUUUAUUAAUGUAUAUAAUGACGUUAUUCUGAAAGACAGACAACACUUAUGAGCAAUGAAAAACAAGGCAUAGUGCCUUGUUUUUCAUUGCUUAAUACUAUGAAUGUUGAAUGGGUACUGUAAGUGUAAUUUUUUUUGUUAAUCAAUUUUAAAAUUUUUCUAUUGUAGCAUCUGAACUUCGUGCAUGGCUGUUGUAUUACUCCCUUCCUGUGCUUAAAGGAAUUCUGCCAGAUGAUUACUACUGCCAUAUAAGAUCAAAUUAAUGCAAGAAAAUGAACAGUAACUGAAGUACCACAGACGUUUUAGACGUCGCCGUUGCUGUUUUACAACGGCGCCGUUGCUGUUUUACAACGGCGAAAUACAGAUUAUCACGUCUUGUGUACAACGCAUACAUUUCAAGCGUCUGCACCGCAGGCUAUCAAACCCUGUGUUAACAUUGCUCUUUAAACUGUAUUAUUUUUCAUACGAUUAUAAUUCUCUCAACGACGUCAUGACCGGUAACUUUGCAAACCUAAGUAUAUAUCCAUGAAGAUAAAGAUUUAUGCAUGAUUAAAAAGGUUAAUUUAUAAUUUAUUUGUAGGUAAAAGUGCAGCUACUAUUAAUGUCCACAAUACGUGCAAGCACAUUACGUCUAGUGUUGUACAAGCAGGACCAUUAUGGGUUUUUUCGUGUUUUGGUACGGAGGGGUGGAAUGGGACAAUGAGGAGCCUGAUCCAUGGGACUCAUCAUGUUGCAAUUCAGGUAAUUUGUAAAACUGGCAAAUUUACAUGACUUGAUUGUACAAAAUUAGCUUGGCCACGGUGGGAAUCGAACCCGCGACCUUUGGGAUACUAUUUCCAUGCUUUGCCAACUGUACGUGGUCAAGUCGGUUCGAAAAACUAGUUUCAUAUUAAUCUGACACUGCAAUCGAGCAACGAAAAAUUCAUUGACUCGAGCGGGAUUUGAACUCGCAUCUUCGGGUAUCUAGACCGCCGCUUUACCUAUUGAGCUAUCGAGUCAACGAAAAUUUUUUCGCAACAUUUUUUCGUAUCUCUGAGGAUAAGAUAGAGGUUAAGUUGUGACGAAAAUAUUUCGUGCACUUAAAUUGGAUAAGACUCGAUACCAAUCCCUGUUGACUCGAUAGCUCAAUAGGUAGAGCGGCGGUCUUACGGGUCUAGAUACCCGAAGAUGGGAGUUCAAAUCCCGCUCGAACCAACGAAUUUUUCGUUGGUCGAUUGCAGUGUCAGAUUAAUAUGAAACUAGUUUUUCGUAUCUCUGAUGAUGGUUCUGAAAGUCGGUUCGAGUUGAUCAUAUUUCGGAACUGAGUCUAGUUCCUUUGAUAUCAGUGUAUUCUAUGAUACGAUUAUUUUGUGUGUGUUGGUGUUAUGUACUCAUGCAGGUGUAAUAUAUGAUGUUUGUGAUGUUACUUUGAGUGUGCACCCGCACCGGGCAAGCUGAAGAGUUUGCUUGGCCACGUUGGGAAUUGAACCAGCUUGCCCCGUGCGGAUGCACACUGAGAGUAACAUCACAAACAUUACAUGUACAAAGGUGAAUAAAGUUUUUAUCGGCUAACCAAUUGUAGUUAUUAAAUUAUAACAUGGUUUCCUUUAUGUUUUUGACUUUGUUCAUGACAAUUAGGGUAAUUAUUUCUUUUGUACAGCGCAUUACACCCUGAUGCACCCUACUUUAUUAUUUUACUCUGUCUAACGCCAAUCGAUUUUACUUUUCGAGGUAUAAUUUUUAUCGGCUAAAGUUGUGUUAGAAGUAUAAUAAAAUUAUAUUUUUACAUGUAAAAUAAGGACAAGAAGUAAAUACAUUAUUUUACAAUAAAAAAUGUAACAGUUUAUCUUUAACAGAGCAUCGUUUUCAAUUGUUUUAUUAGGUUGUUGCUGCUGUUAAAGCUUUAAGGAUGAUAUCGAUCCAGGAGCAGAAUUUAAAAGAAACCACAUCAGACGCGACAGUUUCUUAUGUUCAGCAGCUCAAUGGACGGAAGAGGUACUGCUCGCAGAUAUUUCAAAAGCAGUUUGUUGAAAUUAUUGUAUGUAAUGCAAUGAUAUUUGAACGUACAGUAGCCUGCAAUUAUCGUUAAUUUGAAUUUGAAAGGAUAUACUUUAUACACACUGUAUAUUGGUUAAUGUAACACUGUAUAUUCAUGUCAUUCACAUAAUAGUCGUACAAUCAGCAUAUUAUACACUGGUGAGUUUGUAGUUAGUACUUGUAUUGUAUGAUUGUCAAAUACAAAACAUAACAUGUCACAAAGAUCGUCUCCCAAGUUCAUCUCUUUCCUCAACUUUGCAGAAAUGUUGUUAAGUUAUUCCCUGGUUGUUACUCCGUUGGCUCUGUGGUAAAAGCUGAUCUUAGUGAAGAGCAAUUGGCUGCAUUAAAUCACCUCCUUCCUGGUGCAGCAGUCAAUGUAGCUGAUUCCUGGUCGUUUAACAGGAUUAUAUAUGGUGAACAGAUCUUCUAUAGCCAGAACCACAGUAGAGUGAAGAAACACAAUAGCUAUACCGUUGUCUAUACAGCUCCAGAUAGAAAAGAAGCUUAUGGGUUUAUCAUAUACUUUCUUAAAGUUAUUUUGGCAAACCAGGAGGAGCAACCCUAUUAUCUGGCUGCUAUUAAGAACUUGCAGCUGUACGAAGAAGAGGAAAUAUUAGCAGAUAUUACAAUAUCCACAAACAAUCAUGAACUUGGUGGACACUUGAAACCUUGCAAAUAUGACAGGUAA
Messenger RNA from Paramuricea clavata, 12402 nucleotides. NCBI's taxonomy places the organism in Eukaryota, Metazoa, Cnidaria, Anthozoa, Malacalcyonacea, Plexauridae. The record is from the annotation of a GenBank genome assembly.